Messenger RNA from Paramuricea clavata, 3738 nucleotides. The record is from the annotation of a GenBank genome assembly. Lineage: Eukaryota; Metazoa; Cnidaria; Anthozoa; Malacalcyonacea; Plexauridae.
UAAUUUCCUGACAACAACAAUAUUAAUGACGAAAUUAACGUAUGUAUAAAGGUUUGAGAUAGGAAACAAAAUCAUUAUCGGCAAUCAUUUAUGACAUUCAUUAUCACAAAAAUGAAAAUAUUACAACUGGUUAUUCUGUGUUUGUCUGGAAAAGUCGUAUUUGGUCGUGAAAACGGUGCUCCGUCUGACCCUAAAGCUUGCGAUCAUAUGGUUCCUGGUCAUCUCGACCCAGUUCCAAUUCCAAGUAAAGAUUUAAGUAGAACACCAUACGAAGUAAAAGCCGAAAUUGACGGCAGUUACGUCCGUCUCUCUGUGAGCGGAUUAGUGUCAGUCGCUGGGUUUCUUAUUCAAGCACGACAAACAUCAAACAGCCCAGCGAUUGGGGAAUUUAAACUGGAAAGUCAGUCAAAUAAUUCCAUAGCACGUUAUCAAACAUGCGGGAAAGAGGUAAUUAUUUCCAGGUCAUGUUAUAUAUACAACAAUAACAUUCUUGUGAAUGAUUUAUAAAUAAAUCUGUUUAUAUGUUCAUAUGUUUAUACGACCAAAUGAAAUUCGACAUGUAUUUAGUACAUAAUUUGAAUUGAUACUAUUAUUUACUUGGCGUAUUAAAUUAUCCAUGUCCCAUGGCCAUGGCAUUGUAUUCCUUGUGUAAUAAUUGCUAGAUUGAAGUAUAUGCCAUAUAUUCUAUGACUCGUGUGAAGAAAUCGACAGUACAAAGACGUAGAUGUAGACGUGUAAAACGUCGAGUAUAUUGGGUGCAUCCGGGCCCUUUGCGGUUUGUUUACUGUGUUAUCUUUAAUACGACUUACGCUAAUAAAUAAUUGUUGUCAUCAUCGUGAAUAUUUACUUGGCAAGAGCAAUGAAAGCUUUCCACCUGGCAUCUGUGAUCCUUAAUUAGUUAAUAGAUGAAGGAAGGUUUCAUUCACAACUCACAAAAUGCUUUAGAAUUAUUCAAAUGUGAUGAAUAAACUGUAUAUAAACAAAAAAAGUAAUUUAAAUUAUCUAACACCGUGACCGCCUGCAUGAUGACUGUGUGAUGAGUGAUGGUUGUGCCAAUAAUAAACGCGGUUGAAGCUCUCGUUGAAUUUUCUGACCUGACUUUUUUGUAGCCUGUCAUUAUUUGUCUCCCAAAGUAGUGAUCUUCUUUUUCUUUUCAGUUUCCUCAAUUUUCAAGUAUAACACAUACGAAUUCGAAUUCGAAGCCUAAUCUCACAUUUCUGUGGCGCCCAAUUGCAAAUAGGGCAAAAAAUAUCAAUGUUACGUUUUACGCAACAUUGGCACAAAGUCAUGAAAUAUUCUGGGUUAAGCAGCCAAGUAACGAAAUAAAUAUUCUGGUGAGUGACAUUCGGAAGAGAACAUAUUUCUUAACAAAUGACAGUACUGAAAAUCUACCAAGCUCUAACUACAACUACUGCUACUGUAUUACUUGGAGUAACUAUACUGUAUAUAUUAUGCAGGUCAAAAGUGCGACCUAGGGACAUUCAUAGUCACACACAAUACCAUUCUCGUACCCAGAGCCCUUCUUACGCGCGGUGCGACGAGGGGCUCUGGCCAAAUCCAUAACCGGAUACCAUAAAAACAUGGUAAGAAAACAAUGUCCGGUGUUAGAACUAGCCAAUCAGAUGCCAGUUCGGAAUAUGGAUUUGGCCAGAGCCACUCGUCGCACCGCACGUAAGAAGGGCUCUGGGUACGAGAAUGACACAAUACCUAAUUAAGGUCCAGACACACGACCCGGACGCGAUUCGACAACGCGACGUGAUUUUUCGAUUUUCACUAACUAUAACUUUGAUCCUAGUUUGAAUUUUCCAAAUAUUUAGAAGCGCUAUAACAUUUCGAGUUAUUUGGUCUACAUAUCUUUCAAAAUUUGCUCUGAUUGGCUGUUUUAUUAACUUUCAAAAACUAAAAAAUCGCGUCGCGUUGUCGAAUCGCAGAAAAAUUGAACUUUGACACUAACUAUAUAACAAUACGUUUUGUAUAUAACUCAUGGACAGAUCAAUUGUAAACCGUUUGUGAAUGCAUAAUAGCAUAUAUUGUGAAUGUUGUUAAAUCUAUCACUUAAUUUGUUAAAAAUUCUCUAACUUAAUCUUUUUCGUAUACUUUUAGGAUAUAAAUGGCACACCAGUAAGUAUUGCCAGCAUGUUUUUGCCUUCUUCUGCCGUGUGGUAGGAUUUAGGGGUUUUUCAUUUUAAACCACCUCUCGUUUAUUCUGAACAAAAGCAAUUUUAUUCCUUCAUUUUAGUAUAGGAAAUAUUAAUGUUAUGACCUCGUUUAUGACCGUGUUCAAACACGCACAUGCAAUCACCGCGUCGUUUAAUUCACUACAUGUUCUGUUCCCUAUCAGUUCUGAGAAAACAUGCAUAUUUUUUUUUGUCAUUCAUUGCGAAAAUGUAGUAAUUUCAUGCCAUGACAUGGAGAGUUUUCCACAAUUAACCGAGCUGAAAUUACCGUUCAACCUGGCAGGGAAAUAUCGACGACGGGAUGAAAUAACAAAAUCUCGAAAUACGGAACUACAUGUAUACCGCCUCACUCUCAAUCUUUCCAUCAUUUGACUAUAAUAGCUAUACUAUAUAUUUGAUUUUUGGUAGAGAUGGAUCGAAUAAUUUAAUGUAUUGUACUGAGCUAACGUCUUAUGACAGCCAUUAUAACCGAUUUAUAGGAUUUUAAAAGCUGCAGGUAUAAUUAUUCCUCCUUAAACAAUACAAAAAGGCUUGGGUACCUUAAUUUAUUUCAUCCCAGAAGAAUGAUAAUUAUUGAUAUAUCGAAUAUUACGAAAAUAUUUAUAUUUCUUUCUUAAUUUAGGGACGGCCUUUGAUUCCGUUUUGGACUCUAUCAAGCCUGGUGGUCGCUUUUAUGAUACAUUCGUUGUGAUUCACUGAAACAUAUGUUAGGUUAAUAAGAUAUAUAGAACAUAUUUUUUAUCAAGACUUUUAUUAUCAUUAUGACAACAGGCCAGGGUCGUACGUAGGAUUCACCAGGGCCGGGGCAAAAAUAGUUUUAAAUGUGAAUGUAUUCAAAGUCAUAUCAGUGUCAUACAUUCUGAUUCACGAGAUUAUAAGCGUCAUUUUGGCUUAAUAAUUUAUAAUAACAUUACAAAAUUAAUAAGUUAAUUUUUUCUGGACGCAGUUGGCCCUGCUGCCCCCUCCCUGCGUACGACCCUGUAGCAGGCGAAUGAAGGAUAAAUAACUUUGAUAUAUCAUUAUGUAAUGAGCGUCAAAUGCGCUCACUAUGAAACGUUGUUUAUGUAUAAAUUUAAUUGCAUUGCAUGCACAUUGCAUUGUAACUGAAGAAGAUAGACGACAACGAAAAGAAGAGAACUAUCAAGAACAUUUAGUAAAGCUUUCAUGUUUGUAAUGAUUCCGACCUCAUAACAAUACUUAUUGGUGGACAAAGUCCAAGGAUUUCGCGAAGUUAAUCCUCAAUAAAGGAUCUCUCUUUAGUCUCCUAAAAGUUAGUUGAGAUAGUUGAAAAUACUAAUAAUUAAUCGAUUUUCAAUCUAUUUUCAACUUGUGCAUCCAGACCUAAACUGAUAAAUAAUUUCCCAAUAUCGUAGGCUUAUUAUCUCCCAGAUCCGUAUAUUUGUAUACGUUUUAUAUAUGUUACAGCGCAUUAUAUGAAACGUAUAGUUGAUCUGAGGUUAUUGCUUAUUAGGAGAAAAGGGAAUCUUAUUCCUUGCGUUACGUUUAAAGGUAGUACACUCAUAAACAUUCCAAAUAAAUUUGAAACAAGAAACCCAAUGUU